Molecule: messenger RNA, 4216 nt
Organism: Schistocerca gregaria
Lineage: Eukaryota; Metazoa; Arthropoda; Insecta; Orthoptera; Acrididae
Exons: 9
Coding region: 195-1535 (446 amino acids)
Source: RefSeq, a predicted model, not a curated record
AGUUUGUCUGUGACUUCCGUGUUGAGAGGAGCGAUUCAGCUGCUGCCGCGGCCUGCCGACGGAGUUUUUCUCGUAAACAUCAAAGACUGGAGCUAGAAGAUAUUUGACGCAGCGGAUCAAGGUUGUCAGUCAUCAACGGAGUUGCUGGAGAGUUUUCACUAGGAGCGGCCGGCGAUGUGAGCUGAGAGAUUACGAUGGCGCUGGACGAGCAGACAGCGCUGGUGCUGUCGCUGCAGCUGGUGGCGCUGUGCGCCGUGGCGCUCGGCCUGCUGCUCUACCUGGUGUGCCGCCUGCGCGCCGCCCCCGCCGACGCCGCCCCCGGCGACACCCCCGCGUGCGCCGCCCCCGGGCCCGCGCCGCGCGCCGUGCUGGUGACGAGCGCCGAGACGGCGCUGGGGCUGCAGUGCGCGCUGCGCCUGUCGCGCCUCGGCUACCGCGUCUUCGCCGGCGUCUCGCCGCCCCCGGACGCCUACGACGCGGGCCCCGGAGCCGCCCUCGCCAAAGGCAUCGCGCUCGCCGCAGAGUCGGAAGACGACGACGACGAUGACGAGGACGUAGACUCCUCCACUGACGCGCACAGUGAUGCCGGCGUCUCGCCGGAGGCACGUACAGGUGCGUUGCCGCCUACAGACGCCGGCUCUGAAGAGAGUCCACCCACAGGCGAGGGGGCGGACCCGACGCCUCCGCCGUCAGCCCCAGCGUCGCCGCUGCAUACGACGCCACCGGUCAUCGCGACGCCUCCUCCCACCAGACCGGCGUCGUCCCGGGGCAGCCGUCGCUGGAGCGGCGUGCUGGGAGUGCUGCGAGCGGCGGCGAAGGCCCGCGAGGCGACUGGAGCUGGAAGGCUGGUGGCCAUCCCGCUGGACGUGACCAGGGAGGACCUGCUCCACGAGGCCACCGACCUGGUGCGCGCACACCUGCCCGCCGGCGAGGACGGCCUGUGGGCGGUGGUGAACACGUCGGGGUCCUGCUGCCGCGGCCGGCUCGACGCCCAGGGCUCGGCGCAGUGGGAGCAGGUGCUGCGCCUCAACGUGGUGGGCGCCCUCAGGACGGCCAGGGCCUUCCUGCCGCUGCUCAGGCAGGCCAAGGGUCGGCUGGUGACGGUGGGGGCGAGUCCGCCGGGAGCCGGGCUGGCGGCGACGACGGCGGCGCGGUACGCGGUGGAGGGUGCUUGCGCCGCCCUGCGCCGUGAGCUGGCCCCCCUGGGCGUCGCCGUGGUGACGCUGCGGCCCGAGCCGCGCGCGCCCGGCCUACCUGCCGAGAUGCUGUUCGCCGCGCCCAGCCUCCCUCGCCAGAUUCGCCGGGAAGGAGACACCGUGGUGGACAUCCAGCCAGCAGAGUACAAGUACAAGGAAAGCGACUUCUCGGUGUUGACGCCGCACGCCAUGAGGAUCCUGGAAGAGGCCAUCAGCGCGCCCAAGCCCCGGGACACCUACCAGCUGAGCUCGCGCCGCAAGUUCCCCAGCCUCGGCGGUUUGGUCACCGUGCUGAAGAAGAAGAUCAGCAGCCACAGAUACAAGCCGCAGAUCAUGUAGGCCCCCAGUGCCGGAGGGCUUGGGACGGGGACGGCCAAAGCAACACUCCACAGACAGUGUGCAUGUAGUCUAGACGCCAGCCAUACUUGGGAAGACGUUUCACUACAGCAUUUCUCACCAGAAAAAAAAUUCUUGGUCUUAAUUCCUUACCUACUUCACAAAAGUACUGAAAACUUAAAAUAUGUCCAAAUGACAAUAUAUUGCCGCUCUGGCCAUUAUUUCAGGAAUUAAAAUAACACUUUAUUUUGUUUCCAUUACUGCACAGAUUAGGCCAUGAAGCCAAUUUAAUGUGAUUGUAUAUCAAAACAUUUCCAAGAGGAAAUACAGUGAAACUUCAUUCAUUCACCCUAACUUUUUGUUCAGUUGAAAACCUGUGUUAUUGAUAAAGCUUUCUUCAGGUCGUUAUCAACCGCCGAUAAAUAUUUGGAAAAAAUCCUUCUUUUGUGGGAACAGCCGUACAAAUUUGUUUACUCUCUACAGGUUUUUGGCACUGGCUACCAUCUCAAAGCAAGUAAUAAUAUACAACAAUUGGUAAAAAAUACAUCUUUUCUAAAUAUGACAACAUGAAGUAUAACAUGUGAUGAAUUAUCACAUUGCUCAUUUCCUGAAUAUCCACUGCAGUAGAUUUAUGCAAUAAAAGUUUGCCAACAUCUACACAUUUGAUCUUAACAACAAAUAAUCACCACAUGCUCAGUCAGAGCAGGAUCUGUAUCCAUUCUCUGAAUGAGCUUGUGGUAGUUAUCUGCUAUUAAGAUGAAGCAUGUACAUAUUAUCACAUUUCGACCGUGUAAAUCUAUGAUAUGUGAAUACGGCAGCCAGUAGCAAAACUUAUAGAGAAUAAAUAAAGUUGUACAGUGUAUUGUUGAUCUUAAAGUCUGUAUUGUUGACCUGAAAGUCUGUAUUAUUGAAAGUCCAUAUUGAUGAAAGUCCAUAUUAUAGAAUUCUUGUCCAAAAUAGUUAUUUGUAUCUACAUUUCGGAAUAUACAGUGAGGUUGUGGUGAAAUAAAAGAUUAACUGUGUUUUCUGCUGACAUUUUGUAAAGAAUUGAGUUCCAAAAUGAGCCAGUGUCAUCUCUCUUGUGGACCUGAGCCAAAGAAAAGUUUCCCCCCCACUAUAACAUAUAUUCAUUAUUUAUACAUUUACGACAUCUUAACCUAAGCUUACCCCCACACGCUUUUCUGUUAGAAAUAAUUUGCUGAUAUUGGAAUCUGAAUAGUCAUUCAGUACUAUUCUCGAAGCCCUUUGGUCAAAUUUAUCUGAAAAACUAGACCCCUCUCCUAGAGUAUUGUUAUUUGUUCCUGGUUUGCACAGCAUCAUCAGUGGCGAUCAGUUUUGAUCCAGUUGUCCUUUUUAAUUUUGUGACUAGUACGUCUUGUUUUAUCACAAAAUCGAAAGCUUUUUGGCAUUUUUUCCUUAAGUCAUAAAAACUUGAGUUAGCAAUCUCAGACUCUAUCUUUACAUUGUGGCUCUCUGAUUUUAUCAUCUAAACAUAACCAUUUAUAUAUUCUUUACAUUUGUUCUGGUUACGGUAUUCUACUGUUAGAUACUUUAACACACUUUUAAGUGAUCACAGAGCUGUACUUUAACACAGCUCGUCAUGUGGGCGUCAGUAAGCGAACUGAGGAAGCUUUGACUCUGUUGCCUGCUUAUGAUCAGCAAAGAUACAGACGCUAUUCAUUAUCGAUCUCAGGUGAAGUGAACUGGAAGGGAGGAAUUGUGUUCAACAUUUCACAUGUAAAGAGUGAGGCCCCAAUAAUGAUUGGUACAGUAAGGUGCGAUUCACUUUGCAAUAUAAAAGCCAUUCAGAGUUACCACGAAUUCAAAAUUAGGAAAAUCCGAAUAGCAAUGGGUCUUUACCAUUAAAGACAUAAUACCAAGUGUAUUCUGAACAGCAGUCACGUAUUAUUCCACUUAGCGCUAUAAGAACGCAUUGAUCUGUGUAUAGCGAUUCCUCGUUGUUUGUGAGGUAAUAGUCAUUUGAAAAUGGCAAUUCAGUCGAAACUGUGCAGUAAUGAAAGCAAUAUAAAGAACUGUUUUAAUCCUUCCAGUGACAGUGUGCCAGAAUAUUGACAUUCAGACAAUUUGUGGUGACUGUGGGCAUUAUUGCGACUCAGAUUUGAAAGAUAUUGCAUAUUGUCGUAUUUCGAGAUAUAACUUGAAUGUGGAGAGCUGCUUUUGCAGAUACACGACUCACUGAUACCUCAUCUGCUGAACGCUUGUAUAGCAUCAUACUUCAUUUUACUUCCAUAGCAUUCUUUUUUUACAUUUGUAUAUAAUGGAUUGUGUAUAUACUGGGAUUGUAUGUCGUUUAUUGGCAUGAGAAUAACGCUUGCACAUAUAAAACAGAUACAACUAAUAUUCAGAAGUUAUAAUCAACAUUGUUUUUGGUGGCCAACAAAAUCAUCCACAGCCGUGGAAAGGCUAAUAAUUGAUUAACAUUAGAUAAAUUUAUAUUAUAAUCAAUUAUAUUUCAUUUUUAUAUAUCAUAUCAUGUAUCAUAAACAUAUGUAUAAUAAAAGGUAAUAUUACAUUCUUUCUGUAAAUAACCCAUAUUACACUUGUUGAAAUGAGCACCUAGAAAUUCGUCACAUGUUAUGAAUGUGUAGUUGUAUAUUUUGUACUAACACAAAUCAUGUUUUUUGAAAUAUAUUGUGUCAUUAAAUAUAUAGUUUUUCAUUGAA